Hyaloperonospora brassicae is the source of this 1542-nucleotide messenger RNA. Lineage: Eukaryota; Oomycota; Peronosporomycetes; Peronosporales; Peronosporaceae. The record is from the annotation of a GenBank genome assembly.
AUGGUCAAAGUGUUGCGUGCCGUGCUCUUAAGUGCUGCUGCCGCCGCUUCGUUUGCCAAUGCUGCGGGUCCGUACGAGUACAAGACCGUCGACGUGGACUAUGGGAUGGACGAGAACGAAGACAUGCCACGCAGUGUCAUCAUGAUGAUCCCGGACGGCACGGGGCCGAACGUCUUCACUCUUGCACGGACUGUGCUCGACCCGACGCUCAAGACCCGUCUUCACCUCGACCCGCACCUCAUGGGAACGGUCCAGACGCACUCGACCACGAGCUACAUCACCGACUCGGCCGCGGCUGCAACUGCUUAUGCGACGGGUUACAAGACGUACGAUGCCGCGAUUGCGGUGGACCCACAUCGACAGCCACUUGGGACGGUGCUCGAGGCCGCCAAAGCUCGUGGUAUGGUGACCGGCAUGAUCGUGACGUGUCGCGUCACUCACGCGACGCCCGCAUCUUUUGCUUCCCACGUCGUGGAGCGAGACUGGGAGGACGACAUUGCUGCACAGUACGUUGCGAACAAGAACCUCGACUUCUUGUUGGGCGGUGGCAGGAAGCAUUUCAACGAGUCGAUGCUGGCCGACCUCACGUCAAAUGGCUACACGGUGGCCAGCAACUACCAGGAUUUGGUCGACUACCAGGCUGCACAUGCCGACACAGGUGCUCUUCGGUUGUUUGGUCUCUUCAAAGACGACCACAUGUCGUUCGAGGUUGACCGGCUGCGGACGAAGGCCACGAACGAGACGACUGCUCGGGAACCGAGUCUUCCAGAGAUGACGGAGAUCAUCCUGAGUCUUUUGCGCAACAACGAGCAGGCGAAGAAGCAUGGCUACUUCGUGAUGAUCGAAGGCUCGCGCGUGGACCACGCUGGUCACUUGCACGACCCGGGCACAAUGGCAAAGGAUGCAAUCGCCUUUGACGAGUCUGUGGCUGUGGUGCUGGAACACUUGGAGCAGAGUCCGAACACGGCUAUGCUAUCUGCUUCUGACCACGGUACCGGUGGUCUCACCCUGGGACGUGGCCCUGCUGUCCCGUACGCAUGGUACCCGACUGAGCUGCAGCUGCAGAUGAUGUCGGCAGAAGCCAUGCAAGAACAGCUGGAAGGUGUUCUCGAAGGGGGCGACUGUGUUGCAGGAGCCAACGAUACGUGCAAAGCGGCUCUGCUCACCUCGUCCAAGUCGCUCCUCUUUGGCUUUACGAACGUGACAUCGGUUGUCGACGCAGACGUGGUCGAGCUGGUGGCGGAGAUUGCGACGGCUGUUGACACAACGCGUGACUUGGAACCUGUCGCAGUUGCGCUGGGCCACGUGAUCAGCCUGCGCGCAGCCGUUGACUGGACGACGACUGGCCACGUGGGCACGGACGUGAAUUUGUACUGCAAGGGCCCGCAGGUCUUUGAGCGCAUGUGCAAGGGCGUUCACCAGAACACGUACCUGAACCGAGUGAUGACGAUGUUUUUGGGAUUGGAGCACCACCAAGAGCUCGAGACGAUGAAGCACCGCAACAUCACGGUACUGGAGACGCCAACCGCGUUCAUGCCGUGA